AGCCUGGGAAUUCGGAGACCGCUGAUCUGCCCUCGACCCUGCCCGCACUUCUCGCUUUCCUAGGAGGAAGAUCCGGAGCGCGAGGGAGAGGCGACAGCAUGAGCCCGUGUUGACCUCCGCGCGGCGGGCCAAGCCCCGGGCUUUGUGGCCGGCCCUGCGCCCGGCCCGCGCCGCCACUCUGUGCCCAGCCUUUGCAAUCUUUUGUUGGCAGCGCUGACCGCUCCAAGUUAAAUGCUCUCUUGCUAUUUUCCUUUUUUUGUUUGUUUGUUGAAUUUUUGGAGAGCGCUUGAUAUAUCUUGGAAAAGUCUCAGACGCCAUCUACAGUUAAAACGUAGGUAACUGCCCUCUCCGGCACCCCCCCCCCACUUCCACGCCCCCCACCCUUUCCACCAAAAAAGGGGGUGCAGCGCGGAUCUGGCCGCCGUGCGUCGCGAGCCGGUGGACCCGUGCUUAGUUCCUUUUCCUUUUUCUGGGGUGUCCUUUUCCUUUUUCUUUGGGUCAGACCGAGCCGCCGCCGUGCGCUCCCCGAAGACGCACAAACUACAGCGGGGCUCCUCCGCCCGGUCCGCGAGUGGGAAGCCUGCCUGGGGACCGCCUCGGGAAACCGGCGCCGCAGCUCCCCUCCUUAGCAGUCCGGUUACUCAUCUCGAUCCACGGUGGGAACAGACAGAGAGGAAAACUAAAAGUGAGGCGCUGCUGCACAUCGCUGCCUGCUCGGGGGUAACAAAAGGACCCGAGCUGCCCGCCGACCGCGUCCCCCGCACCGGGAGCCGGACUCGGAGCAUACACGGUGCCCGGCGGCACCUUCUGGGGAAUCCUCACCCUUUCUCCCCACAGCCCCCCUUUCCCGUCCCCUCGUCUCUCAUCCCCUUUUUAAAUCCGCGGCACGGAGGCGCCUGCAGCCGCACUCGCCAGCGACUCAUCUCUCCAGCGGGCUUUUUUGUUUGUCGUGCGCGAUCCCCACACUCAUGAACAUACACAGGUCUACCCCCAUCACAAUAGCGAGAUAUGGGAGAUCGCGGAAUAAAACCCAGGAUUUCGAAGAGCUGUCGUCUAUAAGGUCCGCUGAGCCCAGCCAGAGUUUCAGCCCGAACCUCGGCUCCCCGAGCCCGCCCGAGACUCCGAACUUGUCGCAUUGCGUUUCUUGCAUCGGGAAAUACUUAUUGUUGGAACCUCUGGAGGGAGACCACGUUUUUCGUGCCGUGCAUCUGCACAGCGGAGAGGAGCUGGUGUGCAAGGUGUUUGAUAUCAGCUGCUACCAGGAGUCCCUGGCACCAUGUUUUUGCCUGUCUGCCCAUAGCAACAUCAACCAAAUCACCGAAAUUAUCCUGGGUGAGACCAAAGCCUAUGUGUUCUUUGAGCGAAGCUAUGGGGACAUGCAUUCCUUUGUCCGUACCUGCAAGAAGCUGAGGGAGGAGGAGGCGGCCAGACUGUUCUACCAGAUCGCCUCGGCUGUGGCCCACUGCCACGACGGGGGGCUGGUGCUGAGGGACCUCAAGCUGCGGAAAUUCAUCUUUAAGGACGAAGAGAGGACUCGGGUCAAGCUGGAGAGCCUGGAAGAUGCCUACAUUCUGCGGGGAGACGAUGACUCCCUGUCUGACAAGCACGGCUGCCCGGCCUACGUCAGCCCCGAGAUCCUGAACACCAGCGGCAGCUACUCGGGCAAAGCGGCCGACGUGUGGAGCCUGGGCGUGAUGCUCUACACCAUGCUGGUGGGCCGCUACCCUUUCCAUGACAUUGAGCCCAGUUCUCUCUUCAGCAAGAUCCGGCGUGGCCAGUUCAACAUUCCAGAGACUCUGUCACCCAAGGCCAAGUGCCUCAUCCGAAGCAUUCUGCGGCGGGAGCCCUCAGAGCGGCUGACCUCACAGGAGAUUCUGGACCAUCCUUGGUUUUCUACAGAUUUUAGCGUCUCGAAUUCAGGAUACGGUGCUAAAGAUUUGUCUGACCAGCUGGUGCCAGAUGUCAACAUGGAAGAGAACUUGGACCCUUUCUUUAACUGAGCUGCUCACCCCCCCACAGAGACAUAGCAGGUACCAGGAGCGAGAGAGGGCCACGGGAAGUUCCUCCAGGGAACACAGAUUGCCUGGCGGGGUAGCAGGAAAGACACUCAGACUCACACGUUUCUUGGUUCAGAGAAGGCAAACCUUCAAGGAGCUGACUUAACCUGUAGCAUGGGGUCAACAGACGUGGGAUGAGGGUUGGGGUCAGGUGGAUGGGAGCCCCCUGGAGUUUCUCUUCCCUGGGAGACCACCCCUUGCCAGAUGGGCCAUUUCCACCUACCCCACUUUUUGUUUUGUUCAAAAAUAGUUGCAGAUUCUGACAGAAUUGAAACUCUGCCUCAAACACACAUCUUGGCAUCGCACUGUUAGCAUUUAACUUCUUGUUAUGAUUCAGGGAAGGAACAAUUGGCCACCGAGGAAUUUAAAAAAAAAAAACAAGCCAACCACCUAUUUGAUCAUUAAUGGGGUUCACUUAAAAAAAUUUGGUGCACACAGACUGACAUGAAACCUGGGUGCUAAACUAAAGGAAAACAAAAGUCCAGUUUGUGUCUUUUAAUCGCUCUCUUCAAUUCAUUUCUUCUAAAUAAACUAUUUAAUAUCCUGGUCAGGAAAUGACAUGUUAAUGCUUCGCUCCCUGAAAGGGAAAAAAUCUGUCCUUUAACAAGCUCUUCUGUUUUAUGUCAAUUGGUUUGUGGCAGGAAGCUAUUAGAAGUCAAACUUCCAGAUGCAUUACUGCUAUCAUAGUUUAAAGGGGAGAAAAAGGGGAAGAGGAAAGGAGAAGAGAAAUUCAACCCCUUUUUCAGUUUUUUUCUUUGGGCGAUGAGGGUUUGCACUACAGGAACGUCCUCUUUGCGGAGAGGCUGCAGUGCUCGGAGACAGCAGGAAGCUUCUGGAGUCUGAUGCUUUUGCAGCACUCUCAUCUCCACUAGACAUUUUGUCCUCGUUUCAUAGGAAACUCGUGAAACGAAGCAGGUUGUCCCACAUGUAUAAAAUACAGGGCAGCUAUUUAGUUUUCAUUACGAAGGAUGAUCCUUUUGGCUUGGAAGGCCCUCUAGUUUGGACAAAAACCCUCAGUAAAGACAAGCAGGAAGGAUAAUAAAGCUGAAAGCUAAGUUGAUAUAGAUAAAAACAGCUCUCUAUCCCAAUACGCACCUUUGUAUUUUCAAGAACUCUUCUAUUUAUUAAGGAAAAUGUCACAUUGUGAUGUAUUAAGCCAGUACUUCAAUUACGGGUUGACUUGGGAUGACAUGUUACAUGCUGUAGUUAACAUUUAUAAUUUUUUUUCUUGUUGAGUAUUUCUGUCUCUGAAAUAACCUUUUAUUUGGCUUCUCUAGAUAGCUUUAUUUGAUUUUAAGUGGCAAUUUUUUUUUAUUAUGGCUUUUCUAUUGCUGUAUGAUACAGAACUCUUUUGGCAUAAAUAUUUGUGUUUCCAGUACCUCAGUUGUUUGGAUUUUGCUGCCUGUAUAUGUUUUGUGAAAUGGUCAUGUUUUUGGGUAGAUAACACGUGGACUCUAGUAUGUAAAUGUUACUUGAAUCUGUGCUUCAUUAUAGUACGUGGCAUGUAUGUGCAGGCUCUUGGAUGCUUUAUGCCUGCUCAGCAGGAGCCCUGUCCUCCAUGUUCCCAGGAGGGCGGCUUCACCAUUCAUAAUCAGGAGACAAGGCGGCCAUGGAUUUGCCCUUGAUUCUAUUUUGAUAAUGGAAGAUAUAAAGGACAGAGGUUUUUAUUUACAUUCUGAAGAUGGUGCUGUGUCAAGAAGGACCUUUUUUUCUUCCCUCUCCCCUAUUUUUUAAGUACCUUGUAGGAGGAAAGGUUGGUGACAUGCACGGUGGAAAUCUAUGGCCUCUGGUGCUUUGUCCUGUAUCUGGUUUAAUGUUUUUGUCCUAAUCUCUUCAAUCAAUAAAAUUGUGCGUAUUUAACUAAAA
Galeopterus variegatus (Sunda flying lemur) is the source of this 3923-nucleotide messenger RNA. It is a transcript of the gene TRIB2, whose product is annotated as tribbles pseudokinase 2. Bases 969 to 2000 code for a protein of 343 amino acids. Lineage: Eukaryota; Metazoa; Chordata; Mammalia; Dermoptera; Cynocephalidae. Gene Ontology annotation, biological process: positive regulation of proteasomal ubiquitin-dependent protein catabolic process; regulation of MAP kinase activity; protein phosphorylation. The transcript is spliced from 4 exons. Gene Ontology annotation, cellular component: nucleus. The record is from RefSeq and is a predicted model, not a curated record. Gene Ontology annotation, molecular function: ATP binding; protein kinase activity; mitogen-activated protein kinase kinase binding.